This is a messenger RNA of Lagenorhynchus albirostris (white-beaked dolphin), 3950 nucleotides long. RefSeq names its product intracisternal A particle-promoted polypeptide (gene IPP). The transcript has 9 exons. NCBI's taxonomy places the organism in Eukaryota, Metazoa, Chordata, Mammalia, Artiodactyla, Delphinidae. The coding region runs from base 424 to 2178 and encodes 584 amino acids. Gene Ontology annotation, molecular function: actin binding. The record is from RefSeq and is a predicted model, not a curated record.
CGCCACAAGAAUCGAGAGAGGGUAGGCGGCGUGGAAACGGCAAGCCGGCCAGCCCCAGAAGGCGGGAGCUUAAACUGGCCAAAGGCCAUUGCCCGCCGGGAAUCAAGCACGAGCCCAGCGCCGCAGCAGCCCGGCACCGAGAGCCGCCGCUCUCCGUGAACGAAAGAGCAGAGCGCACGCGCAAACCCGCCCUGCCAGCGGAGCGGAGAGGCCCCCUCAGCCGGCCGGGCCUCGCCUCAAGCCCUCAACGAUCCGCACUGCCCAGUCACCCGCGCCUUGUCACCCCGCCGGGCUUUCCCCGCCCCGUCUGUGCGCUAGCUUAUCGCGGCUGCGCACGCAGAGCCUGAGCGGGCGCCAGCGGGAAGGGGAAGCGGCGGGGACCAGAUUAUGGGCAACAGUCCUUUUAAUUAAUCUGUCAUCAUCAUGGCUAAUGAGGGCUGUGCCAAGGCUGGUGAUAGUCCUUUUUCAUCAGAUAAACAUGCUCAACUCAUCUUGGCCCAGAUCAAUAAAAUGAGAAAUGGACAGCAUUUCUGUGAUGUGCAGCUGCAAGUUGGAAAGGAAACUUUCAAAGUUCAUCGGCUGGUUUUGGCUGCCAGUAGUCCUUACUUUGCAGCUUUGUUCGCUGGAGGAAUGAAAGAGUCCUCAAAAGAUGUUGUACAGAUUCUAGGAAUUGAAGCUGGAAUCUUUCAAAUACUUCUAGAUUUCAUUUACACAGGUAUAGUGAACAUAGGAGUGAAUAAUGUCCAAGAGCUGAUUGUUGCAGCAGACAUGCUACAGUUGACUGAAGUUGUUAAUCUUUGCUGUGAAUUUCUGAAAGGACAAAUUGAUCCACUGAACUGCAUUGGGAUCUUUCAGUUCUCUGAGCAGAUUGCCUGCCAUGAUCUUUUGGAAUUUACAGAAAACUACAUUCAUGUCCAUUUCUUGGAGGUUCAUAGUGGGGAAGAGUUCCUGGCACUUACAAAAGAUCAGCUGAUCAAAAUUUUGCGAAGUGAAGAGCUUAGCAUCGAGGAUGAAUACCAGGUCUUCUUAGCUGCAAUGCAGUGGAUUCUGAAAGAUCUCGGAAAGAGAAGAAAACAUGUGGUGGAAGUGCUAGACCCAAUUCGAUUCCCUUUAUUACCUCCUCAGAGGCUUUUAAAGUAUAUAGAAGGAAUAUCCGAUUUUAAUCUUCGUGUUGCAUUGCAAACACUUUUGAAAGAGUACUGUGAGGUGUGCAAAUCUCCCAAAGAGAACAAAUUUUCUAGUUUUCUGCAGACAUCUAAGGUUCGACCUCGGAAGAAAGCAAGAAAGUACCUGUAUGCAGUAGGUGGAUAUACUCGGUUGCAGGGGGGUCGUUGGAGUGAUAGUAGAGCCCUCAGCUGUGUAGAACGUUUUGACACCUUUAGCCAGUACUGGACCACUGUGUCUUCACUUCAUCAGGCUCGAUGUGGACUGGGAGUAGCAGUUCUGGGAGGGAUGGUCUACGCAAUUGGAGGUGAAAAGGAUUCAAUGAUUUUUGACUGUACUGAAUGCUAUGAUCCAGUUACUAAACAGUGGACAACUGUAGCUUCAAUGAAUCACCCCCGCUGUGGCUUGGGAGUGUGUGUGUGUUAUGGGGCUAUCUAUGCUUUGGGUGGUUGGGUUGGAGCUGAGAUAGGGAACACCAUUGAACGAUUUGAUCCCGAUGAAAAUAAAUGGGAAGUAGUUGGCAACAUGGCUAUGUCACGCUACUACUUUGGGUGUUGUGAAAUGCAAGGUUUAAUUUAUGUGAUUGGGGGCAUCAGCAAUGAAGGAAUAGAGCUUCGUUCUUUUGAAGUUUAUGAUCCACUUUCCAAGCGUUGGUCUCCACUUCCUCCAAUGGGAACCAGAAGAGCAUAUCUUGGGGUGGCUGCACUCAAUGACUGCAUCUAUUCUAUUGGAGGGUGGAAUGAGACACAAGAUGCUCUUCACACUGUAGAAAAAUAUUCCUUUGAAGAGGAAAAGUGGGUUGAAGUUGCUUCAAUGAAAGUGCCUAGAGCAGGCAUGUGUGCUGUGGCAGUCAACGGGCUUCUGUAUGUUUCUGGAGGUCGAUCUUCCAGUCACGAUUUCUUGGCCCCAGGUACCUUGGACUCAGUUGAAGUUUAUAACCCUCAUUCAGAUACAUGGACAGAAAUUGGUAACAUGAUCACCAGUCGUUGUGAAGGAGGUGUUGCUGUACUAUGAAAUAGUAAGCGUAAGAGAGCACAGGCAACAUUUUGAAAAUACGGGAUCUCACCUUUUGCAAAUCACACUUGUGUUUGGUGAUAGGACCCUUUCAUCUGUUGAGUUUUCUGUGAAUUUGGUAGAUAAAUGAGUAAAAAAUGAUUUUUUUAAAGAAUUUGAGUGAGAAGCGAUAUGGAAUAUAUCCUAAAUCAAUAAAGAGUUCACACAAAUUUGCCAAGCUUACCAGUACAUAUGCUGUUUAUGCUCUAGAAUUGUCCAAUUAGGAGUAGAGUCCUAUUUGUAAAAAUGAUUUGCUAGAAGCUUCUUGGCAAAUAGUCCCUUUAGCUGCUUCUCCAGUGCAGUUAAGCUGUAACAUGACCAUUGUGUCAUUUAAGAAUAUCAAUGAGACAGUUUAAAGAUAUCUAUACAUUCAUGAUUCAAUCCAGAGUGCAAUUUUCCAUGGUCAUAGUUUACCCUACAAAGAAAAGCCAAUGAAGCAACUUCCUACUUUUAUUUUAUUCCAGGAGUUUUCACUAGUCCAAAACUUUUUAUUAACAGCAGGAAAACUGGGAGGGACAUGUGGGAAAUAUAUAGCUAUUUAUAUAUAUAAGUUUUCACCUGUUGAUAACAGCAUAAAAAAGCUUUUGCUCACUUAUGGUUUUGUCUUGAUGCUGGAAUGCAGAUGAGGAAUUAAUAGGAGGUUCUUAGUGACAGUCCUUUAUUGCAAUAGGAUGAUGUAAUGGGUGAUAGAGCCCAGCAGGUUGAAUGCACCUUUUUCUAAAUAGUUACCAAAAAUACGUUUAGCUUUGGGAAGAGGGAAUUUAUUAGAUUAUCAAGCUUGGUAAAGCAUACUCACACUUGGGCAAGCCUAAAUAUGAGUUUAGUACAAAGCUGCUGCCUGGCUUGGAGAAGAUGGAAUUGUAGGUACCUGUAAAACUUUUUACAGAUACUAACUCAUAAGUGUACGCUGAAAGGCCUCUGACCCAAAACUGCUUCUCAAAACUUCUCAUUUUCCCUGAGAAGCAGUCUAAAGAAUUGUUUUCUGUCCAUUUCUGAGACGAAGAUUCUUUGUGUACAUGAUCAUCACUUUUAAAUUAUUUCUACUAGUCAGUUGGAGCCAUAUAUAUUAAAGGUCUUAUACAUUUAGGUUUACCUGGCUGUUCCAGGAUUUGAUUUGUAUAUCCCUGAUUUCCCCUUUUCUGUACAAUCCUCCAGUAUAUUAUAGGCAUCAGUGGCUUAUUUAGAUAGAAAACCUUUGGUAAGCAUUAAAGACUCAGGCAGCACUCAUAUCCAAAAUAUUUGGAUAGACUCACAAAGAUACUUUCCUUCAUAACUUAACCAUAUGCAUAUAUUAAGAAAAGCUUACGUAGUGCAGACAGAAAGCUCUGUAUCCCAUUCUUUGGGGUACCCUGAAAGUCUGAAGGGUCACAGAUGCCUGGCUGGGAUCUGUAAAAUGUCAAGGAAUGAAGUAUCAAGAUAAUUUGUAAACUAUUUGAGUUGUAACUCAUGUGCCUUUAAUAUUUCUAGUUAAAGAGAAUCUGCAUUCUGGUUCAAGAGAUUUACAAAUUUUCCUAUCAUUUAAUUUUCAUUAUUGCCUGAUGCCAACCUAAAAUGGCACUAUGAAGGGAGGCAUUUUGUACUGCUGUGGCAGAAAUGUAGUCAACACAAUCAGUGUUUGGGCCUAAUAGGUCCAGACAAUGCCUGAAAAUAAGUAAUUAUAAAUAUGAUUAUUUCCUAGGUAAUGACAGAUUGUUUUAAAAAGAAUGUACUAAUAAAGUAUCUUGAUUUCUUUG